Molecule: messenger RNA, 1234 nt
Organism: Mastomys coucha (southern multimammate mouse)
Lineage: Eukaryota; Metazoa; Chordata; Mammalia; Rodentia; Muridae
Gene: Rac3
Product: Rac family small GTPase 3
Exons: 6
Coding region: 293-805 (170 amino acids)
Biological process (GO): regulation of cell shape; small GTPase-mediated signal transduction; motor neuron axon guidance
Cellular component (GO): cytoplasmic vesicle; plasma membrane; cell projection
Molecular function (GO): protein kinase binding; GTPase activity; GTP binding
Source: RefSeq, a predicted model, not a curated record
UUCUCUGGCGUCGCCAACCUGAGGUACAUCGUGGCACGUCCUUGUUCCUGGGUGUGGACCCUCAGCCUGAGCCUUCGGGGUCCAAGGACUGGCUGGGGCUCCGCCCCCGCCGCAGCUCGCCCCUUGCCCCGCCCCGCCUGCGCGCGCUCGGCUGUCUUCGCACCCGACACUCGGCGGUGCUCGGCUGUCUCCGGCCGCUCGCUCGGCGUUCGGGUCCGCGGCCGCUGCGGCGCCGGGCAUUUCUCCGCAGCUCGGCUCGCGGCCGCGCCCGCCGCCGCCCGGCCCCGCGCCCAUGCAGGCCAUCAAGUGCGUGGUGGUUGGCGAUGGUGCCGUGGGGAAGACGUGCCUGCUGAUCAGCUACACGACCAACGCCUUCCCAGGAGAAUAUAUCCCCACAGUUUUCGACAACUACUCAGCCAACGUGAUGGUGGAUGGGAAGCCAGUCAACCUGGGGCUGUGGGACACUGCUGGCCAGGAAGACUACGAUAGGCUUCGGCCACUCUCCUAUCCUCAAACCGAUGUCUUUCUGAUCUGCUUCUCCCUGGUGAGCCCGGCCUCCUUUGAGAACGUCCGUGCCAAGUGGUACCCAGAGGUGCGGCACCAUUGCCCACACACACCCAUCCUUCUGGUGGGCACUAAGCUGGACCUCCGUGAUGACAAGGAUACCAUUGAACGGCUGCGGGACAAGAAGCUGGCACCCAUCACCUACCCCCAAGGCCUGGCCAUGGCCCGGGAGAUUGGUGAGUUCUGUCAAGUACCUGGAGUGCUCAGCCCUGACCCAGAGAGGCCUGAAGACAGUGUUUGAUGAGGCUAUCCGGGCUGUGCUCUGCCCACCUCCAGUGAAAAAGCCAGGCAAGAAGUGCACUGUGUUCUAGAGCCUGUCCGACCAGCCUGGCUGCAGAGCGCUGGUUCAAGUGUGCCCUCGUGUUGAGCUGUUUGACAUCCCUGAGUCUGCUGUGGGAAGUGGUGUGGGUGGGGAGGGGAAGCAUGGGGACAAGGCUGGGGUGAUGGGGUCCUGUCCCCUAUGCCUCCUUUUUCUGGGAUAUAGCUCCAGCCUUCCCUGGGCCCUAUGGGAGGCCAGGAGGGAGCAGGGUCUCCCUCAGGGUUGCAGGGGUGGGUCCAGGGCAGCCCCAGGAUGGGCCUCCCUGGAGGGAAGGGUGGGGGUGGUUUUGUUCAUCAAGUCCCAGGAAAGGGCGGCCCCUUCUUAUUUUAUACAAUAAACAUUCACCACCUC